Molecule: messenger RNA, 1514 nt
Organism: Lepisosteus oculatus (spotted gar)
Lineage: Eukaryota; Metazoa; Chordata; Actinopteri; Semionotiformes; Lepisosteidae
Source: RefSeq, a predicted model, not a curated record
AAAGGGCAACGAUGAAAGAUCAGAAUGGAGAGGAGAUCCAGACAAUCUUACAGGAGGCCCCCAGUGCCAGGCAGGCACUGCUGGACAACUACGCCAACCUGCACAAGGUGGCCGACUACUGCGAGAGCAACUACUUACAGGUGGAAGAUACAAAGAAGGCUCUGGAAGAGACCAAGGCCUUCACAACACAGUCCCUGGCCAGCGUGGCCUACCAAAUCAGCACCAUGGCCAGCAAUGUCCUGAAACUGCUGGACGCUCAGACCGCCCAGCUGCGCAGCCUGGAGUCCUCCGUCAACCUCAUCUCUCAGACAGUGGACAUGCACCGGGAAAAGGUUUCGCGGCGAGAGAUCGGCGUUUUCACCACGGUGAAGAGGAUGCCGCGCAACCAGAAAAUUAUCCCCCCGCCUGCCACCCCCGAGCAGAAGACUAAAUACUCCCGCACCCCUAUCGCGUACGCAACUCUGGACAGCGUGGGUCACGGGAUGAAGGACUCGAGCAAGCAGCUGGGAAGAACAGGGACCAUGAACCGUAAACAGCCGUCGAGGGAGCCCGGAGGUACUCUGGGGAGGAGCACCCGGGCGCCCGAAGCAGUCCAGUGUCCAGUGGCCCCAUCCCUGACACGCGGCCCGUCCCUGUCCUCCCUCAACGAGCGGCCCUCUGCGUAAGGAAGAAGCCGAGCGGGGGGGAGUGCACGCAAAGCGGUUAAACUCGAACAAAGGGGAACAAGUGGAAACGGUGCGGAAGUGCACUUAGAACUGAGAAUAGGAGACACGUCUUUACACAAAGGGUUGUGGGAGUCUGGAACCAGCUACCCAGUCAUGUUGCUGUAGCCGAUACCCUGGUCUCCUUCAAGUCAGCUGGAGGAGAUCCACGGUUCAAUUAACUCCUCACAGCCAGAAGGACUGGGUGGGCCAGAUCGCCCCCUAGUGGAAUAGUGAAAUAGAUUGAUGUGCCGCAAAUUCCUUCUGUUACAGUUCUGAGUCAAAGUAUGACCCAAAUAUGACCCAAAUUAUGACGGGUGGAAUUUAAAAAAAAUAUCUGUCCUCUGCCCAAAGGGCUGAGAUUAUUCAGGCUUGGUCAUAUCUGAAGGUGGAUGUCAGAUGACUUUAUAUACGGACAGGUCAAGUGACGGGAUAUUAACCUUCAGAACUAAUUGACCAGUUUCCCAAUGUUUAGAAACGAAAGCAGAAAAGUGCAGAAGCAACAGUAAAGCAUUUUAUGUUACCUGGGUGAAAGCUUGCAAACUACCCUCACUGCCAAAAUGUGUCCAGGGUCUGGGGUUGCUGAAGCACAGCUGUCACAAUGACGAGACACAGUAUAACUUUCAGAUUUAUUGCAUCUAGUGCCCGAGUCCCCAGUCCUGGUCCUGGGGGCCAGUCUGCCUGCAGUGUUCAGCUCAUCCCUGACUUAACUGGACCAACUGAGCAGCUUGUCCCAGCUCUUCAGGUGCUGCUGUUUUGAAGAGACCUGAAAGACCAGCAGACAUACAGUACCAGCCCUCCAGGACCAGGACU